AUUCCAAUCCUUCCCCAUCUACAUUCCUACCUACUCAUCAUCAUAUCCUAAAGAAAACGAAAAAUGAGUUUUGAAGAUUCUCUUCAAUCAACCAUGUCUUCCACUUGUAGCUUCUUGUUCUUCUCUUUCACCUUUCUAUUCUCCAUCUUUUCUCUUCUAAUCUACAUCUCAAGAAUUAAACCAUGGUGUAAUUGCAACACAUGCAAAAGCUACUUAACAAUGAAUUGGUCAAAAAACUUCACAAAUCUAUGCGAUUACUACACUCAUCUUCUUCAAAACUCACGAACAGGAACAAUUCAUAUCCACGUUCUUGCCAACACAAUAACCUCAAACCCACAAAACGUCGAACACAUCCUCAAAACAAAUUUCAACAACUACCCAAAAGGUAAACCAUUCUCCGCAAUCCUCGGCGAUCUUCUCGGCCGUGGAAUCUUCAACGCCGACGGCGAUUCAUGGAAGUUUCAACGGAAAAUGGCGAGUCUUGAACUUGGAAGCGUCGCGAUUCGCUCUUACGCUAUGGAACUCGUUACUGAAGAAAUCAAAACCAGACUCAUCCCAAUCAUAGCUACGAAUAUAGAAAACAAUGAAACUUGUUUGGAUUUACAAGACAUUCUUAGAAGAUUCUCAUUCGACAACAUUUGUAAAUUCUCGUUUGGUUUAGACCCAUGUUGUCUUGUUCCUUCACUUCCUGUUUCCAAUCUUGCCAACGCUUUUGAUCUCGCUUCGAAGCUUUCGGCUGAACGUGCAAUGACGGCGUCACCGUUAAUAUGGAAGAUGAAACGUUUCUUUAACGUUGGGUCGGAGAAGAAGCUUAGAGAAAGUAUUAAAGUGGUAAACGAUUUAACAAACGAGAUGAUUAAACAGAGACGAGAAAUUGGCUUUGACUCGCGAAAUGAUCUUUUGUCUCGUUUUAUGGGUUCUUUGAAUGUAAACGAUGAUGAAUAUUUGAGGGAUAUUGUCGUUAGUUUUUUAUUGGCGGGUCGUGACACUAUUGCUUCUGCUUUGACCGGGUUUUUUAUUUUGUUGUCAAAGAAUCCAAAUGUUGAGGCUAAGAUUCGGGUUGAGUUGGACCGAGUGAUGGACCCGGUUCACGAGUGUGCUACUUUUGAACAAACACGUGAAAUGCAUUAUGUUACUGCAGCAAUUUAUGAGAGUAUGAGGCUUUUUCCACCGAUUCAGUUUGAUUCGAAGUACGCGAUAGAAGAUGAUGUUUUACCUGAUGGAACUUUGGUUCGUAAGGGAAGUAGGGUUACGUAUCACCCAUAUGCGAUGGGUCGAAUGGAAAAGAUCUGGGGACCAGAUUGUUUGGAAUUCAAGCCAGAGAGAUGGUUAAAGGAUGGUGUAUUUGUACCAAAAUGUCCUUUUAAAUAUCCGGUUUUUCAAGCGGGUUUGAGGGUUUGUUUGGGAAAGGAAUUGGCUAUAGUGGAAAUGAAGUCUGUGGUUGCCGCACUAGUAAGACGGUUCGAUGUUCGAGUUGUUGAACCAAAUAGAGAUAUUCGGUUUGCACCGGGUCUAACUGCCACAUUUAGAGGUGGUUUGCCCAUCAAGGUUUAUGAAAGAACAUAUAAUGCUAAGAUUUAGAUUAUACAUUCAACUAUAAUAACUUCAUUAAAUUACAUAAAAUGUUUAUGUGUGAAUACUAUACAUACUUCCUCUUUUAUAUUAAGAGACACAUUUAAAAUAUUUGUUUGCUUCAUGUAAUUUAUCAUCUUAAAAUAUAGUGAAAAAUUAAUUAAAUUUUAAAUUUAUAAGAUCCUAUUUUGAGGGUCCAAGUAAACUA
Messenger RNA from Cicer arietinum (chickpea), 1780 nucleotides. Its product is annotated as cytochrome P450 94C1. Lineage: Eukaryota; Viridiplantae; Streptophyta; Magnoliopsida; Fabales; Fabaceae. The record is from RefSeq and is a predicted model, not a curated record. Gene Ontology annotation, molecular function: monooxygenase activity; oxidoreductase activity, acting on paired donors, with incorporation or reduction of molecular oxygen; iron ion binding.